AAAUAAGUAAACGUUAAAAAAAAAAAAAAACUUUAAAAAAAAUGUUAGCUAUAAUAAUAUAGGUAAGUGUGACUUAAUCUCAUAACUUCAAGACCUCUGUUACAAAUGGAUUCACAAAUCAGAGGGGGGAAAGUCUGUCGUGAACUGAGGCACCUCAGCUUUUGCUCAUGUGGUCACUGGCAAUGAGGUGGGCACUAUCCCUCUGAAGACCAGGCAGAAUGCUGGCCAAAGGUAGGGGCGUUUGGACAAAUUGCAGGAAGGGGCCCUGUUGGUGAGGAAACAGCACUAGGUGGGCAAGGGCGCUAAAAAUAAAAAUUCCUUUGGAAAUUUUUCUGGACCAAUUCUUACUCCCUUUCCCCAAAUGACUGCUCUGGUAUAGUAGAGGAGGGGACUGAUACACUAGUAAUAAUAUGUACAGCAAAGCAGAAGGUCUACCCAUGCUACUCUUAACAUAUGCACAAUAUUUCAGUGUGCUGAUAAGGGUAUGUUGAUUUUGUCUUUUUAAUUAAACUCUCCCCUGCAACAGGUGAAUUUCCAGUCCACCUAUUUCUUGCUCUUUAACAUUGUAAAAAAAUCUUUGCAUCUUUAGAUCUCAGCUAAAACUGCCACGUUCUAAAUCCCCUAAAGCCAGCCUCACAUUAUUUUCAAGUAUUUUUACAUAGCUUAUUCUUUGUGUAUGUUUAAUGCAUCUCUUCUACUAGACUGACAGUUCUCUAAGGGCAGGAGCCCUUAUUUUGUUCACCUGGUGGCUAGCAAAUCCUAAAUGAGUAUUAGUUGAAUGAAUAGCUAAAUAGAUAGGUCGUGGGGGUAGCGUAUCUAUCUUAGCCACUGCUUGCCUAUUACCGUCCUUGGAGGCUGGCUGCAGCUUUAAAAUAUCUUUUUCUUGUUCUCAAACUGCCUUCAUUUGUAGUACGAAGCACUAAGGAGGUCUGUCAUAUAUGUGACCAAGGUUUCAUCUGUAAAAUUAUCCUUUGCAGAGAUACAUUCAGUAUGUUUAAGAAGUUGAUUUUUCCCAUCAACCUCUUUAAGCUUUGUCUUAUUUCUUUUAAAUGAUCUAACUAGUUGAACAUACACUGGAAGUGCUAGACAAUAAAAAUUUCAAAAGGCUACAAAUGUUUCUCUUGUAAAAUUAAAGCAUUUUAAGAGACUAGUGGGCGGUUGUUAUUUUAAGUUGAAAAGCAAAUGUGGCAAAUUUUUAAAAAGGAAUAACUCAGGGCAUUGAAGAUUACUGUGGGCCCUCUGCAUAUCCGAAGCACUUCAGAUGUUAUGAGACUUCUCACAUUUUUGUGAUUUCUUACAUUAUAAACCCUUCGUACAAAGUAUAUAAAAAUAGAUGUUUCCUGUCAUGCCACCAAUACCUCAAGUAUUCACUCUGGUACCAUUGGUAACCAGAACUGGUUGGGUUUUGGGUUUUUUUUUUCUGGAAAGAAGUUUAAGGAAUUCUUAUCUGACACCAGCAAUGCAAGCAGUGUUAGUUCUCAGAACACAGCUGGUGUGGAAGAGAGAGGGACACCCGUCCACACCAGCUCUCUCCAAUCCACUGAUUUAUGUACUUUGCUUUCACAGUUCCUGCAGCACCUCCACCAGAGGGCAGAAAGUAGAAGAGAAAGGAGGGGACACAAAUCCAUACCAGCCUUCGGAAUGCCUGUAGAACCCUUGAGGACUGAAUCCCAACCCUCCUUUUGGAAACGGAGUUAACUGUGGCUCAGGAAGGCCACGUGAUUUGCUCAGGGUAGAGCCGGCUGAAGAAUCCCCUAGGCUCUUCGUUUUCAGACUGGUGUCCCUGCAGUAAUAACUUCUGAUGAGGCAGUAUUUCAAUAAGAACACAGUCCUCAAGUUACAAGGCUUCCGAGGCAUCCCAGCUCAGCACUUGUCUAGCCGUGUAACCUCGGACUGGCCACUUCAGCUCCCGAAAUCUUCCUCAUCUCUAAAAUAAACAGUAAGAGUACCUACUUCAUAAAGGGGUUGAUAGACCCAAAAGAGAGAAUCCAUGUACAGUGCUUAGCACAAAGCUUGCCUCAGAUACUAAGAGCUUAAUUUUUUGAAUGAUGGUAAACUUGUCAGAUACUGGAUUUCAAAUCUGAUGUUUGGAACACUGAUGAAAUCAGCGUUUCAACUAUUUUACUAUAUAUAUUUUUUACUGUUUCAUUUCAUUUCAGAAACAAAAUACAGAUUUCCCCCCAGUUGUACAAAGGUAGACAGUUUCCCUCAGCAAUAUUAUUCAAGGAACAGGUGCCUGGUGCAUACUUUGUUGACUAUGCAUGGCCUCCACCAGAAAAAUGGAGAUGGGUGUAUUCCCUGACCUCAUGAAUCAUUUUUGAAAUUUCCAUUAAGAUCUUGACCGAAGUCGGAUAAAAACUCAUUUUUCAGAAAAAAAUGCAAUGUAGUCUCCCUGCCCCCCACACCCCCGGACAGAUGACAAUGUCUUGGCCUUCACAUGAGAAAGGAAUCUUUACCCUUGUAAAUACCGGCAGUGCCCCCCUUGCUGUCUGCAGAAGAGCGGAUGAUAGCGAAUGACAGAAAAGCAGGGUUGCCGGACCCCUCCGGGGCAGCCUGUGGAUCCCUCCCUAGGAAAUUGCCACCUGGGCUUAUUAGGGAAGCAGCCUGAGGUUCCCCCACAUGCCUGCAAAGCUCAGCAAAGUCUCAGGCAGUUUUGCAAAAGCAGUUUCUUCACCAAAUAUGUAACAGGAGGCAAGUUUCUAUUUGUCUAUGCAAAUAAUGCUCGCCUUCAAAACGUUACAUCUUUUUUUGAGAAAACAAAGUUGGCCUUUUAUUGCCAGUGCCCGCAGUUAUUUCGAUUUUUACUUGGCUAAGCUCUGGCUAAAAGAAAAUGGUGUAGGAUGUGAUAAGGAGAUUUUGGGGCGCCGAGAAGUAACUCUUGCUCCCAACUAUUCCGUCUCCCAGGGCCCAAAAUUUCAGGUCUUCUUUUCUUGCCGUCCUCGCGGGGUGUAAGUCUGGGGGGUGGGGAGCCAGCAGUCUGCUUGGCCUCCCCUUCUGCCCCUGAGGAGUAACUUCUUUGAAUGCAAAAGAGGUGGGGGUGCGGAGGAUCUGUCCUCAAGGGCUCGUAUGGGUGGGACCCAGAGACGGCAGUGAAGGGAGGGAGUGGUCCGCGGGUGGGAUCUGUGGAGCAGACAAAAUGUGGGGCCCCUGUCCCUUGAAGUUCAACUUGUCUCUUCCUGAGUGAGGAGCAAGUCGUCCGUAGUACGCUCCCCCCCACCCCCAAAGGGCACAACGGGGAAAGAAAAGCGACCAGGUUAAGAGUGGGCAGAGGAAAAAGCGAGUCAUGUGCUCCAGGAAACAGUCCCCAGCCCUGGCUCGGGAAGAGCGCUACCGCCCAGCCGGAGCCCCGGAGCAGGUAAGAUCCACGAACUGCGCUUGCCCGCAAACAGGUCGGAUGACCUCUCAGUGCAGAUGAAUUCGGGGUCGACCCCUCCUUCCCCUGCGUCCUCCUCCCCUCGGUGCCACCUUCCUCCCCCGCCGUCGGUGAGCUCCGGCUUGCCCGGCGGCGUUGAGCUCCCAGCAACCAGUCCUCGGGGCGCACGAUCCUCCACGGGUCGCCCAGCGUCCGCGACCCUCGCUAGGUCAUGAGCAGACUUUCCUUCAACGUCCGAGUCGGGUCGGUCCGGAGACCCCGCUCUCCUCGGCAGGGGCGUCGGCACGUCUCCCGCAGAGUCCCUCCUCGGCCGGGCGCCCUGCACGCGGCAAGUGGACUGGGCGGCGCGCGGCCGCCGGGGGAGGCGGCAGCAGGAGCCGUCGGCACGAGCCCCUCGGGGAUCCCCGGCUUCCCCUCUGCGCCAGCGCCGCGGACGCUCUGGACGCCCCGGCCCCGGAAGCACUGCGCAGCAGCCCGGCCGGCCCCAGACGUCUUGGGAGCUGUUGACAAUAACAUGGGUGAUGGCUGCUCUCAGAAGCUGGCAACUGCGAAUAUUCUCCGCUUCCUGUUGCUGGUCUUGAUUCCGUGUAUCUGUGCCCUCAUUGUCCUGCUCGUGAUCCUGCUCUCCUUUGUUGGAACAGUAAAAAAAGCCUAUUUUAAAUCAAAUGGGACUGAACCUUUGGUCACCGAUGGUGAAGUCCCAGUGUCUGAUAUUGUUCUUACAAAUACGAUUUGUAACAAGAGCACUGUGACGUCUGCCACGCAUCCCAACCAGCACGUUCCAGCCUGGACCACGGAUGCUUCUCUCCCAGGGAACCAGAAUCACAGGCACACAAGUGCCUGUAUGAACAUCACCCACAGCCAGUGUCAGAUGCUGCCCUACCACACCACGCUAACACCUGUCUUCUCAUUUGUCAAAAACAUGGAAAUGGAGAAGUUCCUCAAGUUCUUCAUGUACCUCCAUCGCCUCAGUUGCUAUCAACAUAUCAUGCUUUUUGGCUGUAGCCUCGCCUUCCCUGAGUGCGUCGGUGAUGGCGAUGACAGUCAUGGACUCCUGCCCUGUAGGUCCUUCUGUGAGGCUGCAAAAGAGGGCUGUGAAUCAGUCCUAGGGAUGGUGAAUGCCUCCUGGCCGGAUUUCCUCACAUGCUCCCAGUUUAGAGUCCAAAACGAAAGCAGCAACGUCAGCAGGAUUUGCUUCUCACCACAACAGGAAAAAGGAAAGCAAUCGCUGUGCGGAGGGGGCGAGAGCUUUCUGUGCGCCAGCGGGCUCUGCGUGCCCCGGAAGCUGCAGUGCAACGGCCACAACGACUGUAACGACUGGAGCGAUGAGGCGCAUUGCAAUUGCAGUGAGGAUUUGUUUCACUGUCACACGGGCAAGUGCCUUAAUUAUAGCCUUGUGUGUGAUGGAUAUGAUGACUGUGGGGACCUGAGUGAGGAGCAGAACUGUGAUUGUAAUCCCACAAAGGAGCAUCGCUGUGGAGAUGGGCGCUGCAUUGCAAUAGAGUGGGUUUGUGACGGUGACCAUGACUGUGUGGAUAAGUCCGACGAGGUCAAUUGCUCUUGUCACAGCCAGGGUCUGAUGGAGUGCAGGAGCGGACAGUGUAUCCCUAGCUCUUUCCAGUGUGACGGAGACGAGGACUGCAGGGACGGCUCUGACGAGGAGAACUGCGGCGACAGUCAGACUCCAUGUCAAGAAGGCGACCAAAGAUGCCUCUACAAUUCCUGCCUUGAUUCAUGUGGCGGUAGCUCCCUUUGUGACCCGAACAACAGUCUAAAUAACUGUAGUCAAUGUGAACCAAUUACGUUGGAACUCUGCAUGAAUUUGCCCUACAACCAUACAAAUUAUCCAAAUUACCUUGGCCACAGGACUCAAAAAGAAGCCUCCAUCAGCUGGGAGUCCUCCCUUUUCCCUGCACUUGUUCAAACCAACUGCUACAAAUACCUCAUGUUCUUUGCUUGUACCAUCUUGGUACCAAAGUGUGAUGUGAACACAAGCCAGCGUAUUCCACCUUGCAGAGCACUGUGUGAGCACUCCAAAGAACACUGUGAGUCUGUUCUUGGGAUCGUGGGCCUGCAGUGGCCUGAAGACACAGAUUGCAGUCAAUUUCCAGAGGAAAAUUCAGACAACCAAACUUGCCUAAUGCCUGAUGAAGAUGUGGAAGAAUGCUCACCUAGUCACUUCAAGUGUGGCUCUGGACGGUGUGUUCUGGCUUCUAGAAGGUGUGAUGGCCAGGCUGACUGUGACGAUGACAGUGAUGAAGAAAACUGCGGUUGUAAAGAGAGAGAUCUUUGGGAAUGUCCAUCCAAUAAACAAUGUUUGAAGCACACAGUUAUCUGUGAUGGGUUCCCAGACUGCCCUGAUGCCAUGGAUGAGAAAAACUGUUCAUUUUGCCAAGACGAUGAACUAGAAUGCGCGAACCAUGAGUGUGUGUCCCGUGAGCGCUGGUGCGAUGGUGAAGCCGACUGCUUGGACAGUUCUGAUGAGUGGGACUGUGUGACCCUCUCUAAAAAUGUGAGCUCCUCCUCAUUCCUGACGGCUCACAGAUCUGCCAAAGAACACCACGUGUGUGCGGAUGGCUGGCAGGAGACGUUGAGUCAGCUAGCCUGCAAGCAGAUGGGUUUAGGAGAACCAUCUGUGACUAAAUUGGUACAGGGACAGGAGCAAGACCAGGAGUGGCUGACAUUACACUCCAACUGGGAGAGCCUCAAUGGGACCACUUUGCAUGAACUGCUGGUGAAAGGGCAGCCUUGUCAUAGCGGAAGUAAGAUUUCUCUUCUGUGUACUAAACAAGACUGUGGGCGCCGCCCUGCUGCCCGAAUGAACAAGAGGAUCCUUGGGGGUCGAACGAGUCGUCCUGGAAGAUGGCCAUGGCAGUGUUCCCUGCAGAGUGACCCCAGUGGACACAUUUGUGGCUGUGUCCUCAUUGCCAAGAAGUGGGUCCUGACGGUUGCCCACUGCUUUGAGGGGAGAGAGAGCGCUGCCGUCUGGAAAGUGGUCUUUGGCAUCAACAACCUAGACCACCCGUCGACAUUUAUGCAGACGCGCCUGGUGAGGACCAUCAUCCUGCACCCUCGCUACAGUCGAGCUGUGGUCGACUACGACAUCAGCAUAGUGGAGCUAAGCGAAGACAUCAAUGAAACCAUCUACGUGCGGCCCGUCUGCUUACCCGGCACGGAGCAGUCCUUGGAACCGGAUACGUACUGCUACAUCACAGGCUGGGGGCAUAUGGGCAACAAAAUGCCUUUUAAGCUGCAAGAGGGAGAAGUCCGCAUCAUCUCUCUGGAGCAAUGCCAGUCCUACUUUGACAUGAAGACCAUCACCACCCGGAUGAUAUGUGCCGGCUAUGAGUCCGGCACAGUCGACUCGUGCAUGGGUGACAGCGGCGGGCCACUUGUUUGUGAGCGGCCUGGAGGACAGUGGACAUUAUUUGGUUUAACCUCAUGGGGCUCCGUGUGCUUUUCCAAAGUCCUGGGGCCUGGGGUUUAUAGCAAUGUGUCCUACUUCGUCGAGUGGAUUGAAAGACAAAUAUACAUCCAUACCUUCCUCCUAAACUAAUCCCAAAGAUGA
Lynx canadensis (Canada lynx) is the source of this 6941-nucleotide messenger RNA. It is a transcript of the gene CORIN, whose product is annotated as corin, serine peptidase. Gene Ontology annotation, molecular function: serine-type endopeptidase activity; protein binding. Bases 3585 to 6929 code for a protein of 1114 amino acids. Lineage: Eukaryota; Metazoa; Chordata; Mammalia; Carnivora; Felidae. The transcript is spliced from 22 exons. Gene Ontology annotation, cellular component: membrane. Gene Ontology annotation, biological process: regulation of blood pressure; peptide hormone processing; acrosome reaction. The record is from RefSeq and is a predicted model, not a curated record.